AUAUCUCCUGCUCCCUAGGCAGAGGAAGCCAGGAAAGCUGCCCACACAUCUCCAGGACCUCUGAGCACCAGAAUCCAUUUGAAAAUAUGCUGCCACAAAUACCCUUUCUGCUGCUAGUGUCCUUGACGCUGGUUCAUGGAACGUUUUAUGCUGAGCGGUACCAAACUCCCACAGGUGUGAAGAGCGCACUUGCCAGCCCCAGGACACAAUACUUCAUCCCAUACCCUAUAAAGGGUAAAGAGAUUUCAGUAAGAGGAGAACAAGGCAUUCCUGGUCCACCAGGCCCAGCUGGACCUCGAGGACACCCAGGUCCCUCAGGACCUCCAGGAAAGCCAGGCUAUGGAAGUCCUGGACUCCAAGGAGAGCCAGGGUUGCCAGGACCACCAGGAAUAUCAGCCACUGGGAAGCCGGGCCUGCCAGGCAAACCAGGGGAGAGAGGACCACAUGGACACAAAGGAGAUAUUGGCCCAGCUGGCUUACCAGGGCCUCGGGGCCCUCCAGGCCCACCCGGAAUCCCUGGUCCAGCUGGAAUUUCUGUGCCAGGAAAACCCGGACAGCAGGGACUUACAGGUGCUCCAGGAUCUAGGGGCUUUCCUGGAGAAAAGGGGGCACCAGGAGCUCCUGGUGUGAAUGGACAGAAAGGGGAAACCGGAUAUGGCACUCCUGGCCGUCCAGGUGAGAGGGGUCUUCCAGGCCCUCAGGGUCCUGUAGGCCCCCCUGGCUCCCCUGGAGUGGGAAGAAGAGGUGAAAAUGGCUUUCCGGGACAGCCUGGCAUAAAAGGUGACCGGGGUUUCCCAGGAGAAGCGGGACCACCCGGUCCACCAGGUCCACAAGGUCCUCCUGGGAAGCAAGGACGAGAAGGUAUUGGGAAGCCAGGAGCCACUGGAUCCCCCGGUCGGCCAGGUAUCCCAGGAGAAAAAGGCCACCCAGGGGCUCCAGGAAUAGCUGGGCCUCCAGGAGCUCCUGGCUUUGGAAAACAAGGCUUGCCAGGUUUGAGGGGACAAAGGGGACCUGCUGGUCUUCCUGGGGCUCCAGGUGCCAAAGGGGAACAAGGGCCAGCAGGUCAUCCUGGUGAACCAGGUCUGACUGGAUCCCCUGGGAAUAUGGGACCCCAAGGACCUAAAGGAAUCCCAGGGAAUCAUGGUAUCCCAGGCACUAAAGGUGAGACAGGUCUGGUGGGGCCUGCAGGGCCACCCGGGGCUAGAGGAGCAAGGGGCCCCCCUGGGUUAGAUGGAAAAACAGGAUAUCCUGGGGAUCCAGGUCUCAAUGGUCCUAAGGGUAACCCAGGGUUACCAGGACCAAAAGGUGAUCCUGGAGUGGGAGGAGCCCCUGGUCUUCGAGGUCUUGUUGGCCCUACAGGACCUAAAGGAGUGCCUGGACACAAUGGUGAGGCAGGUCCAAGAGGUGAACCUGGAAUACCAGGUACCAGGGGCCCUAUUGGACCACCAGGUAUCCCAGGAUUCCCUGGAUCUAAGGGUGACCCAGGAAAGCCAGGUGCUCCGGGCCCAGCUGGAAUAGUAACUAAGGGCCUCAAUGGGCCCGCUGGUCCUCCAGGGCGUCCUGGUCCAAGAGGUCAUACUGGAGAGCCUGGUCUCCCAGGUCCUCCAGGACCCCCAGGACCUCCAGGACCUCCCAGCCAAGCAGUCAUACCUGAUGGCUUCACAAAGAGCGGACAGAGACCCAGGCUUUCUGGGAUGCCUCUUGUCAGUGCUAACCAGGGGGUAACAGGCAUGCCGGUGUCCGCUUUUACUGUGAUUCUUUCCAAAGCUUACCCAGCGGUAGGUGCUCCCAUCCCAUUUGAUGAGAUUCUGUACAACAGGCAGCAGCACUAUGACCCAAGAUCUGGAAUCUUUACCUGUAAGAUCCCAGGCAUAUACUAUUUUUCCUAUCACAUCCAUGUGAAGGGGACUCACGUUUGGGUAGGCCUGUAUAAGAAUGGCACGCCCACAAUGUACACGUAUGAUGAGUACAGCAAAGGCUACUUGGAUCAGGCUUCAGGGAGCGCGAUCAUGGAGCUCACGGAAAAUGACCAGGUGUGGCUCCAGUUGCCCAAUGCGGAAUCGAACGGCCUCUACUCCUCUGAGUAUGUCCACUCGUCCUUCUCAGGAUUCCUAGUGGCUCCCAUAUGAACACUUCCUGUCAAGCUCAUCCUAAUCCCCCGCUUAGAACCUCCCACCCCAUUCCAUCGCCCGAUCCCGCCCUGGUGAUGCAUAUGGAGGUAGGCUAAAAGUAAUGUGAAUAAGCUUUCUAAAGUGCACUCCGGGACCAGGUUUCCUCCUGUAAGAGUGAGCAGCAAUAGUGGGUAUGUGAGGAUCCUCCCGAACACUCGGCAGUUCUAAGGCCCUGGGUGCAGGGUCGGGGGUGCUCCUGUCGUCCCAUCCUUAUUUAAAUUUCUUAACGUAAGUUUAAAAAAAAAACAAAAAACCUCCCAAAAACUGAAAUAAGGCUCUAGCGCAUCAUGAAUCUCGUUUUAAGAACUCAACAUUCCUUUUUCAAAAAAGUCCAAUUUUAAUAAUAUGAGAAUAUCUCGGAAACAUGCAGGAGAUAUCAUGUCACUUUAUAUUACUUUAAAUACUUGAAUAUUCAAAUUCAAAUGACACUGUCCACCUUAGGAUAUUUCUGAUGGUGCAUCACUCCAUGGUUCACACAACCCCUUACAUCGAGAUAAAGUCAGAUGCACGGAUAGAUUUUUUUGAAGUGCUCCUAAGAAACUAAAACACUGUAGUGAAGUUAAUUUCAAUUACAAGGUGCUUUACCACAGCCAUUUCGAGCUUUUCUGCAACGGCAGGAAGUCCACGUACCUGGGGCAACUUAGAAAAAGUCCACAUACCUGGUGCAACUUAGAAACAGGUGUCUGACUUACUCUUAUGUCAGCAACGCAGUAUUACUAUGGUAUAAUUUCUGGCAUCUUUGUCAAAUGAUUUUAAUGGGCUUAUACGACAUCAGAAUAGACACUCUGUGUGCCUUCUAUUCCACUGGAAGUAUAAAUUAACAUUAAGCUUUUCAAAGUCAGACUGAAAACGAAAAGACAUUAUUUAUUUAUGCUCUGUACUGUAUUUUUACCGUUACUGUUUAAAACUGGGAAGCUGUACCUCACUUACUAAAGCACGCAGUAUUUAAUCUACUUGGUAUUACGAGAUAAUAAAACAACUGGAAUACA
Messenger RNA from Rattus norvegicus (Norway rat), 3160 nucleotides. RefSeq names its product collagen type X alpha 1 chain (gene Col10a1). The record is from RefSeq and is marked validated. The transcript is spliced from 3 exons. Bases 87 to 2129 code for a protein of 680 amino acids. Gene Ontology annotation, cellular component: cell cortex; extracellular region; extracellular matrix. NCBI's taxonomy places the organism in Eukaryota, Metazoa, Chordata, Mammalia, Rodentia, Muridae.